AUGUACGAAUGGAUUGACAGCCUGAAAUCCCUUUACGACCGUGCUGGGAAGACUUUCUCCGGCGGUCCUUCUGCGGCACAGGAUGUGCCGCGUCGUACUGCUCAACCAGACCCAGUACGUCGAUCAUCAGUUGGGAGCGGGGUUCCCAAGAAUCCCAGGACGGGGGAUAGCCGCUCCACCGGACGAGAUAACUCGUCCGACGUCCGUUCACGUCGCGGUGGUUCAACAGCUGCUCAACUAGAUAGCGCUGGACACCGCGAGAGUCCUCUAAUGGAGGUGGAGGAGGAGGAAAGACGCUCUCCACACGAUCAUGGGGAUCGGUGUGUUCCUGAGAGCUUCUUUGAUCGCGUAACGCAAGGGUUACGCGACGAUCUCAAACAUGAGCGGGACAGGCGUCUCCAAAUGGCGGACACUGCCUCGAAGCAUCGAGCUGAUUUUGCCUUUGCUCAGCUUGAGAACGCGAGAGCUCUGACAUCUCUUCGUGACGAGCUAAGGGUAUCUCGUGGGAUUGUUGAUCUGUCUCGGGAUGAGAUAGCUGCUCUUCAGACCCUUGUUGAUGCCCAACAUCGGGAGCACAAGGCUCUCUGCGAGAUGCUUGAGCGCAAGGGCGUUCUUCAUCGGAAGAAGCAGCGUACUGAUGGUACGGCUUAA
Messenger RNA from Peronospora matthiolae, 651 nucleotides. NCBI's taxonomy places the organism in Eukaryota, Oomycota, Peronosporomycetes, Peronosporales, Peronosporaceae. The record is from the annotation of a GenBank genome assembly.